CAGAUGGACUAUAAAUGAGAAUUCUUUCACAAAUUAAUGUUAGCCACUGUUUCGAGUCUAAUAAAACAGAUAGCACCUUUCUGGUUGUGAAGAGAUCGGAAAACCAUGUUUAAAUAUCAGUUUAUUUUUGCUUGCAUGUGUUGGGUUGGUGUUCUCGCUUCUAGAGAUGACGUAUAUGAUCGUUUACUUGCUAGACUGACGGGAAUCAGUAAUAGGAGACAGCAGUCACAAAAAGAAGAACGCGCUAUGCAUUUGGUUGGGAAGCCAUCGAAUAUAAAUUAUCGUCGGACCAACAGCAACUACAAGAGAUCUAACGGGACUCCCUUAGAUUUUUCAAUAGAUGAAAUUUUAUCUCUCCACAAUACUGCCCGUCAAGAAGUUUCACCCCCUGCUAAAACACCUCUGCCGGACUUGAUAUGGGACACUGAGUUGGCCAACAAGGCGGAGGAAUGGGCAAAUGGCUGUAUUUGGGGACAUAAUCCAAACAAAACCACAUCACUAGGCAGCGCAGGAGAAAAUAUGGCACUAACAUCUGGAGUGCUACAAGGCUUUAACAACUGGAAAGAAGAGAUAAAAGACUGGACAUAUGGCAACUAUCGUGAUGGCUGUACGACGGGUAAAACAUGUGGACAUUACACUCAGAUCAUAUGGGCGGAGACAACAAAGAUAGGGUGUGCCUAUGUAAAGUGUGACAGUUAUGUUAACCUGGAUCCAAAGUAUAACCAGUAUAAUUUAAAACUCCUCGUCUGUGACUAUUUUGAACAUGGUAACAUGAGAAUUAACGGCAUUUAUCAAAAGCCGUAUGAAAUUUGACAGCUGGAAAUGAAAUGAGGUUUACUGAUGACGAUUACUGCAGAAUACACUACAGAUCAUGUAGACAUAUUAUAUAAUUUUUUUAUGAUAUAGCUUAUUCGAACUUUCUUUGCUCUCUACUUUUUUCCUAACCGGAUAGUCGAAAUAUGCCUUGAGAUUUUAUUUUAUCAUUUAGUGUUCAUCAUCCAAUGAAAACUAUUUAAAAAAAAAUGGAUUAAUAUCUAGUGUAUAGUAACAGCAUGAUAGUAGCUGCCGUUAAUACAAUAUAUCACAAAAGCUUAGCAGCAACAUUUU
Molecule: messenger RNA, 1107 nt
Organism: Mytilus californianus (California mussel)
Lineage: Eukaryota; Metazoa; Mollusca; Bivalvia; Mytilida; Mytilidae
Product: venom allergen 5.01-like
Exons: 6
Coding region: 106-813 (235 amino acids)
Cellular component (GO): extracellular region
Source: RefSeq, a predicted model, not a curated record